AUGUUCUGUCUCCGAAGCUGGUUACCCCUUCUCUUCAUUCCGACCAACGCAUCCCCUCUCUUCAUCAUCUCCUUCGUUGCCCUCACCUACAUUAUCCACCGACCCUGCAUCUACUGCUCCGCCCUUCUUCUCAUUCUCUUCGUUUCUUCAUGCCACUGGUCAGAUCAUUGCAUCUUCGAUCUCCGCAGCAACUGGUUUGCCCCGCGCUAUAGCUCAACGCCAAGCGACAAUGUAUCGCAUGCCGGCAACGCCACCCUUCCGACACCGAUCCCCGGCGACAGCCUAGUAGGCUUCGUUUUCGAGACCGUUAACUCAACCGCUAAGGUGCUGGCUGGAGCAGCCCUGGAGAGCGCUCAACAACGGCUUGGCGUGGAAUCAAGCCCGGAGGAGUGGACGGGCGUGGGGCUGGAAUGGCUACGAAGCCUGCUUGGACGCCGCGAGUGGACUCUCCCUUGCGUGGAUGUCAAGGUGCGGUUAUAA
This is a messenger RNA of Penicillium macrosclerotiorum, 480 nucleotides long. RefSeq lists its product as uncharacterized. NCBI's taxonomy places the organism in Eukaryota, Fungi, Ascomycota, Eurotiomycetes, Eurotiales, Aspergillaceae. The transcript is spliced from 2 exons. The record is from RefSeq and is a predicted model, not a curated record. The coding region runs from base 1 to 480 and encodes 159 amino acids.